This is a messenger RNA of Carica papaya (papaya), 1050 nucleotides long. Lineage: Eukaryota; Viridiplantae; Streptophyta; Magnoliopsida; Brassicales; Caricaceae. The record is from RefSeq and is a predicted model, not a curated record.
AUGCGGGUGGAUGGGGUCAAAUACAAAGGCAACAUAAGAGACGUUGCUAGGGAUCAUUUUAUGAGUCUAUAUGAGGAAGAAUUUGUUGUUAGACCUCAACUAGAUGGUUUGAAUUUCAAGAAAAUUGGGAGAAGCAACAGAAAAAUGUUAGAAGCCAAGUUCUCUGAGGAUGAGUCCUACAGUCGUUGGUUUUCAUUGCUUACAAAGACAAAGCAAGAGGUGCGACUGGUUGUGGGUGUCGAAGAGGAAGUCCAAAAGUUUACCUACAAUUUCAAGGCCAUUCUAGAUGUGCUUGAAGAUGAAGAGAAACGAGGGGUAAAGGAGGCCAAUGUAAGGUUAUGGUUAGAGAAAUUAAAAGAUGCUUCAUAUGAUAUAAAGGACGUGUUGGAUGAGUGGAAUACUGCUCUACUUCAAUUAAAAGUUGAAGCUGAAGAGAAGAAGGUUGAGAGUGGCUCCAUACUCAAGGUGCGCAGUAGAGAAAAAACCAAAAAUAAAGUGGUAAGGAUGCUGUUAGAAGAAAGUAGUCAAGAAUCACUCUUCCAAACGAUCUCUAUUAUUGGGAUAGGAGGAUUAGGAAAGACAACUCUGGCUCAAUUAGCCUUUAAUGAUAAGGAUGUAGUGGACCAUUUUGAAAACAAUAUAUGGGUGUGUCUCUCAAAUCCUUUUGAUGAGAUUAGGAUCGCUAAGGCAAUCCUUGAAUCCAUUAUUGGAAGUAAGAUUUUAGUGACCACAAGGAAGGAGACUGUUGUAAAUAUCAUGGGAAGCAGAAACACCCACAUGUAUUUCUUAGAGAACUUGUCGGAGGAAGAAUGUUGGUAUGUGUUUAGCAGCAUAGCUUUCUUCAAUAGAAUAGAUGAAGAAUGCAAGCAUUUAAGGACAUUGCUUUUUCCUCAUUUGCUGCUGAGUUAUUUUUAUUUGCCUUAUGAAAUAAGGUAGUGUUUCUUAUAUUGUGCUAUCUUUCCAAAAGAUUACAAGAUAAGGAGAGAGAAUUUGAUUAGAUUAUGGAUGGCGCAAGGCUAUCUUAAAGAUGAUAUAAAAACUGUUGGUUAG